Messenger RNA from Symbiodinium pilosum, 1374 nucleotides. Lineage: Eukaryota; Dinophyceae; Suessiales; Symbiodiniaceae. The record is from the annotation of a GenBank genome assembly.
AUGGGCGAACCUUAUUUCCGGUACUUUUUCCUUCGUAAUCAAGAUGCCAGCAGCCUGUGGAAGCAUGUGGAGCACACUUCCUGGGGUUCGCAAAUGAUUGCAAACGCCCGUGGAGAUCUGUCUAAGUUGAUCCCCAUCACGUGCUACGGAGACGAAAUUUACACGUACAAGAACAGUGAGUGCGGGGUGGUGGCUGUCCUUGCGUGGGCGACGGACUACCUGACUGCAGAGAGCGGCCCCUUAGAGCGGUACUUUACUAUCGCUACCUACGCGCAAUACCUGGAGUGCGAUGAUACAUGGCCAGAUUUGAGCAAAGAAGUGGCCGCCCGAUUCCGGGCUUUGGUACAAAAAACAGAUUGGCCAUGGUCUGACAAAGGGUAUCAGUUUACCUUCAGCUCUGUCACUGGUGACCUUAAAUGGGUGAAGGAGCGCUUUCACCUACAUGACUACAACGCCAAUGCGUUCUGUUCAUAUUGCAACGUGGUCAAACGCGAUCCAGCCGGGCGAAUCGAGCACACCCUCAGCGACUUUCGACCUGAAGCUGCGCACAUGCAGACGCGCAUCACACACGAAGAUUACAUCCGAACAAGCUCUCCAGAGAAUCGACAUGUUUUCUUCACGAUUCCUGGGUUUCGCUACGACCGCGUGCUUCAUGAUCCUCUACACAGUCAGCUGCUGGGAACGGGAAAGGUCACCAACGGUUCAAUGUUGACAUAUCUCUGCGAACGCGGAUGGUUCGGAGAGCUGGCAGGGUCCUAUGAGCAGGCCCUUGGCUCACUGCUGAACACGGCGUUCAAAGCGUUUGCAACUUGGAACCGGCAGCAAACCAAACCUGUCACCCAUCCUCGCUUCACUCCAGCUAGGCUAUGCAGAAAGGGGCGUACGUUUUUUCCUUCGCUGAACGCCAAAGGCGCAGCCUCGAAGGCACUUUCGUACUGGUUGGCGGACGCUGCAACACACUUCGCAUCCCAACCGCAAGCAACGAAUUUGGACAAGGAGUGCGCGAAGUGUAUGGUAACCUACGCAGAGAUGUUGAAGGUGAUUGACGCUUCCCCGCUUCUGUUGGACGAGGCGACGGCUCGGCGAAUGUAUCACUUGGGAAUGAUCCAUUUGCAAACGACGUUGGGUGCCCACUCAGCCAACAGGAACUGCUGGCUGCUCCUGCCCAAGCAUCAUCAUAUGCUCCACAUGCUGACGGACACAAUCCUCCGUGAUCGCUUGAACCCGCGAUACCAAACACUUUUUUGCGCAGAAUCCUUUGUAGGAGCUAUUGGGCGCAUGGCCAAAGCAUGCCACCGCGCAAGCCUCCCAAGGAGGCUGCUGCAGCGCUACAAGAUUCGCUUUGGGAUGAUGAUGCGUGGACUGGGGCCUUGA